CAACAUCACAUCCGCAAGCUACAACUACCGCUCGACGCAAAGACACCACCUUGCUGUAGCUUGAGUCGUUGAAAACAUGUCAAGAACAGCAGCCCUCUCCACUUUCAUAGAAAGCGCGCCGCCUGGCGAACUCUCCGACGUUACCAAAGCCAUCAAAUCGAUCCUCGGCGACGAUGCGGUGCAGAGCGAACUCUCCCCAUCCUUCGAGAAAUACAACGAGGAGCAAUUCACAACUACAAAGCUCCCCGGUGGCAGCACAGAGGUCCUGGUCAGCGAGUACAACAGCUUGGGGGAGGGGAGAUAUUAUGAUGUAGAGACGCAAAGCUCGUUUGACUUUGAUCAUGCGACAGGAAAGGCGAGCGCGGUGCAGAGUCAUGUCUUGGAGUCUCAGCAUGAAGACCUCAUAAAGGGCCUCGUCAAAAGCCUCAACACGCAUAUCUCAGAACACUACCCUAAAGCCUCCUACGGCGUUUUCCCCACGUCAGACGCUACCACCCUCGCCAUCCUAACCGUCGCAAACAAGUACUCACCCACAAACUACUGGAACGGCCGGUGGCGCAGCUCAUAUAUCUACAAUCCCUCCAGCGGCUCCGUGACCGGCAGCAUCAAGGUCGAUGUGCACUACUACGAGGAUGGUAACGUCAGAUUACUGACCAACAAGGACGUCAACUUGAGCAUCGGAGGAAGUGCGACCGCAAGUGAAGUCAUCAGGAAGAUUAGUGCAGAGGAGAAGAAGUACCAGGAAGAUUUGAAUAAGGCGUUUGCAAGUCUGAGCGAGGGCGCAUUCAAGGCGUUGAGGAGGCAGUUGCCGAUUACGAGGCAGAAGAUUGAGUGGGAGAAGAUUAGUGGGUAUAAGCUGGGGCAGGACAUUGGCGGGGGGCGACGGUGAGAAGUGAAGCGGGGCGAAUCGGUGCGAGAAUGAUCAAAGCCCAUGCACGAUACAUGGAUACAGUACGUCCCACAGUAAUGAGAGGAAUGGAACGCUUUGAAUAUCCUCAGCUGAAUUGUAGAAGCCAUACAAGUCGAAAUGACAAUUACAUACAUACAUAAAACAUUCCUGACCCUAUACCGUUCGUUUUGAGCUUGACGUUUUCCGUUUAUAUCGUGAUGAAUGGCUUGAGUGACAGAAGCGGUUAGCGCCUUGGGAACAAGAGACGGUUGCAUCGUCCUCUACAAACAAUUCUACUCCGCUC
Messenger RNA from Cucurbitaria berberidis CBS 394.84, 1193 nucleotides. RefSeq names its product F-actin-capping protein-like protein subunit alpha-1. NCBI's taxonomy places the organism in Eukaryota, Fungi, Ascomycota, Dothideomycetes, Pleosporales, Cucurbitariaceae. Gene Ontology annotation, cellular component: actin cortical patch; F-actin capping protein complex. The transcript is spliced from 3 exons. The record is from RefSeq and is a predicted model, not a curated record. The coding region runs from base 77 to 889 and encodes 270 amino acids. Gene Ontology annotation, molecular function: actin filament binding. Gene Ontology annotation, biological process: actin cytoskeleton organization; barbed-end actin filament capping.